GCGGUUGACACGGGGGCGGGGUCUGCGGCGAGAAAGCUGGCUGAGCAGUCUUAGGCUCCGGCGCCGCGUGGGGCUGGCAACUCCGCACAGCCGCCGAGGCCGCCACUCUACCGUCGGGUCACGUCGAGAAGCGGGUGUCUGAAGCCAUAUUUUAUAGAAUUAAUGGAAAUUCGACAAAACAUCACAAACCAAGAACUUUGGAAAAUGAAACCUAGGAGAAAUCUAGAAGAAGAUGAUUAUUUGAAUAAGAACUCUGGGGAGACCAGCAUGCUGAGAGAACCUGUGCUUUUGCAGAAGCUUCAGCAAAAACAAGAACUCUUCCCAGAGUGGCGCUUGCCAAUUAAAAUUGCUGCUAUUGUAUCAUCUCUGACUUUUCUUUACACUCUUCUGAGGGAAGUAAUUCACCCCUUUGUAACUUCCCAUCAGCAGUAUCUUUAUAAAAUUCCAAUCCUGGUCAUCAACAAAGUCUUGCCGAUGGUUUCCAUCACCCUCUUGGCACUGGUUUAUUUGCCAGGUGUGAUAGCAGCGGUUGUACAGCUUCGUAACGGAACCAAGUAUAAGAAAUUUCCUCACUGGUUGGACAGGUGGAUGUUAACAAGGAAACAGUUUGGGCUUCUCAGUUUCUUUUUUGCCGUCCUGCAUGCACUUUAUAGUUUAUCCUAUCCCAUGAGGCGAUCCUACAGAUACAAGUUGCUAAACUGGGCAUAUCAACAGGUGCAACAAAAUAAAGAAGAUGCCUGGAUUGAGCAUGAUGUUUGGAGAAUGGAAAUUUAUGUGUCUCUGGGAAUUGUAGCCCUUGCAAUACUGGCUCUGCUGGCUGUGACAUCUAUUCCAUCUGUGAGUGACUCUUUGACAUGGAGAGAAUUUCACUACAUUCAGAGCAAGCUGGGCAUUGUUUGCCUUCUCCUGGGCACAAUACAUGCAUUGAUUUUUGCCUGGAAUAAAUGGGUGGAUAUAAAACAGUUUGUAUGGUAUACACCUCCAACUUUUAUGAUCGCCGUUUUCCUUCCGAUUGUCGUCCUGACGUGUAAGGCCAUACUGUUCCUGCCGUGCUUGAGAAAGAAGAUACUGAAGAUCAGACAUGGUUGGGAAGACGUCACCAAAGUUAAUAAAGUCGAGAUGUCUUCCCAGUUGUAGAGUUACUGUUUACAACAUUUUUGUUCAAAUUUUAUAUAUUUGAUCAUAAGCAUUUCAAAUGUGUAUUUGUUUAAUAAAAUGACCGCUGAGGGUCUUAGUGUAUCUCUUACUCUCUGAGUGAUGAGUUUGAAAUAUGUGUAUUUCCUUUCAGAGUUGAUUCAAAGCAAGAAAUAAAAUCAUCUUCAGCACA
This is a messenger RNA of Phyllostomus discolor (pale spear-nosed bat), 1327 nucleotides long. RefSeq names its product STEAP family member 1 (gene STEAP1). Gene Ontology annotation, cellular component: plasma membrane; endosome. Lineage: Eukaryota; Metazoa; Chordata; Mammalia; Chiroptera; Phyllostomidae. The coding region runs from base 163 to 1137 and encodes 324 amino acids. The transcript is spliced from 5 exons. The record is from RefSeq and is a predicted model, not a curated record.